Messenger RNA from Aethina tumida (small hive beetle), 423 nucleotides. RefSeq names its product ubiquitin-like protein 5 (gene ubl). Gene Ontology annotation, biological process: protein modification process; mRNA splicing, via spliceosome. Gene Ontology annotation, cellular component: nucleus; cytoplasm. NCBI's taxonomy places the organism in Eukaryota, Metazoa, Arthropoda, Insecta, Coleoptera, Nitidulidae. The record is from RefSeq and is a predicted model, not a curated record. Gene Ontology annotation, molecular function: protein tag activity; protein binding. The transcript has 3 exons. The coding region runs from base 134 to 355 and encodes 73 amino acids.
UUAUAAAUUUCAUAAAUUUAUUUUUAAUAAUUCGAACUAAUAAGAAUUAUAUGAAAUUAGAGAAGAAGAAGAAGUUUGUUUUCUGUGAUUGUUUUUAUUCUAGAAGUUAGUCGGUCGAUCACAAGUUGUCAUCAUGAUUGAAAUAACUUGCAACGAUCGUUUGGGAAAGAAAGUAAGAGUGAAAUGUAAUCCCGACGAUACUGUGGGUGAUUUGAAAAAGCUUAUAGCAGCUCAGACUGGUACACGAUGGGACAAAAUUGUUUUGAAAAAAUGGUACACCACAUACAAAGAUCACAUUCAACUACAAGAUUAUGAAAUUCAUGAUGGGAUGAACAUUGAGUUAUACUACCAGUAAUUUUAAGAUUGACUUUGUAAUAUAUCAUUAAUUUAAGUUUCUAUAAAUAAAAUAUUGAAAUAUUCAAA